GGACGUGGACCUGGUUGCCGCUGGGCCUGCCUGGCCGUGGGAAGGGUAUCAGCUUGUCUCGCGUGCCAGCCGUCGGAUGUGCCGGCCGGAUCUGCGACGCUCUCUGCGGUGAGCGCUCGGCGUUGGCGACGGCACGGGCUUUGCCAUUGCGCUCGUUCACAGUGGACGUCAAGGGCUUUGCCUGGCGUUCACAAUUGCUUUCUGCUGCAGGGUACCGAGAAGGAUUUCUGUGGAAGAGAGGACGUGACAACGGGCAAUUCUUAAGCCGAAAAUUCGUGUUAUCGGAGAGGGAAGGUGCACUGAAGUACUUCAACAAAAAUGACGCAAAAGAACCCAAAGCAAUUAUGAAGAUUGAACAUCUAAAUGCCACUUUCCAGCCUGCAAAAAUUGGGAACCCACACGGACUGCAGAUCACUUACUUGAAGGACAAUAGCACAAGGAACAUCUUUGUCUAUCACGAAGAUGGCAAGGAGAUAGUGGAUUGGUUCAACGCCAUCCGGGCAGCACGGUUUCAUUACUUACAAGUGGCAUUCCCUGGAGCCAGCGAUGUCGAUCUGGUGCCAAAGCUUUCUAGAAACUACCUGAAGGAAGGGUACAUGGAGAAAACAGGGCCAAAGCAAACAGAGGGAUUCAAGAAGCGAUGGUUCACCAUGGAUGACCGACGGCUCAUGUAUUUCAAAGAUCCCCUGGAUGCCUUUGCUAGAGGGGAAGUUUUUAUUGGGAGCAAGGAAAACAGCUACAAGGUCCUGGAAGGGCUCCCGCCGUCCACGCAGGGCAACCACUGGCAGCACGGGAUAACCAUCGUCACUCCGGAUCGGAAAUUCCUCUUCGCCUGCGAGACCGAGGACGACCAGCUGGAGUGGAUUACGACUUUUCAGAAAGUUAUAAGCCGGCCCAUGCUGCCUCAGGAAUACGCAG
Molecule: messenger RNA, 918 nt
Organism: Phaethon lepturus (White-tailed tropicbird)
Lineage: Eukaryota; Metazoa; Chordata; Aves; Phaethontiformes; Phaethontidae
Product: arf-GAP with dual PH domain-containing protein 1-like
Exons: 8
Biological process (GO): positive regulation of GTPase activity
Cellular component (GO): plasma membrane; intracellular membrane-bounded organelle
Molecular function (GO): GTPase activator activity; phosphatidylinositol bisphosphate binding
Source: RefSeq, a predicted model, not a curated record